AUGAACCAGUGUUUCAACAUCUUUGAGGCUAAUGAAGGGAUGGAGGCAGGCAAUGCACCGAAGGUGAAAGAAACCAAGUUUAGAAAUGGAGUUUAUGUGAGCUUCAAAGCUAUGAGCCGGGCAAGGUUAGGAGCCAACCCACAACCUUGCUAUGAUAGGGCCCAUGGUAGGGACAGAUGCCAGCUAGUUCUGGAGGAGGUGCUGAAGAGGAAAGGACCUACUGGAUGGUGGUCAUGCAGCAGCAGGGAGCAUGGACGAGGGUCAAAUGUUAAUGCCAUUUGGGGGGCCUUGCCCUGGAAAAGUUUGGGAACCCCUGCCGUAGAGCACAUCUUAAGCAGCUUCCCGACAGCCUUGGGGGAGGGCCAUUAUCACUGCUGGCACGAUCAGGUGCCGAAGUCAAUUUCAGUGUCCGUCUCCAAAGCUAUGGCCAAAAACAAGCAUGGUUGUCACCGGAGGAACAUCAUCUUUGUCAGGGCCGGGAAGCAGCUACAUUCACAACCCAAGCCGGGAGCUGGGCUAUUUACCUGGGCUUCGGAUUUGGAACUACAAGUCAAUCUGGGGAAGCAGCUCAAGUUCCUGGUCUACAUCGUGACACCUGCAUUGAGGCCAGACAUGGUUCUAACAUCAGCCACUUAUAAGCAGUUGCUCUUGUUAGAGCUCACGGUUCCCUGGGAGGACUGCAUUGAUGAGGCAAAUAAACGGAAGCAGUCCAAGUAUCAGGAGCUGGUGGAUGAAUGCAGAAGGGCGGGCUGGAAGGCACACUGCAAGCCCAUUGAAGCUGAAUGUAGAGGCUUUGUUGGUCGGUCUCUGUGUAAGGUCUACACGUUGCUCGGCAUUACUGGGGCUGUGACGAGACCUCAAGAAAAUCACUGAACAUGUGUCUUUGAUGACUCACUAUUUGGCAUCUAAUUAUCCACCAUUGCUACAAGAAGUAACAUUCUUACUUUACU
This is a messenger RNA of Ictalurus furcatus (blue catfish), 950 nucleotides long. RefSeq lists its product as uncharacterized. Lineage: Eukaryota; Metazoa; Chordata; Actinopteri; Siluriformes; Ictaluridae. The record is from RefSeq and is a predicted model, not a curated record. The transcript is spliced from 3 exons. The coding region runs from base 1 to 873 and encodes 290 amino acids.